This is a messenger RNA of Verruconis gallopava, 1299 nucleotides long. RefSeq names its product 6,7-dimethyl-8-ribityllumazine synthase. Gene Ontology annotation, biological process: riboflavin biosynthetic process. Bases 220 to 906 code for a protein of 228 amino acids. NCBI's taxonomy places the organism in Eukaryota, Fungi, Ascomycota, Dothideomycetes, Venturiales, Sympoventuriaceae. Gene Ontology annotation, molecular function: 6,7-dimethyl-8-ribityllumazine synthase activity. The record is from RefSeq and is a predicted model, not a curated record. The transcript is spliced from 3 exons. Gene Ontology annotation, cellular component: riboflavin synthase complex; mitochondrial intermembrane space; intracellular anatomical structure.
UGGACGGUUUUGCAUGUACCUGAUCAGCUCAACCAAGUUCGGUUUUGCUGCCUGGGCUGCUUGGAUCUGCCGCUACUUGCUUUAUUGCUGCUCGCUUCCUUCUUUCUCCCUCGUCCACUAAUCUCAACAACCUCCCAACCCACCAUUGUUCGCAAAUUGAUUCCCAGCAAAGGCUUCAAAAGCGAUCCUCCCCAUCUCGGUGCACGUCGAUUGUUCAACAUGGUGGCCCACGGCGCUGCUGAACCAAAGCUCUAUGACGGCUCUGAGCUACGCAUUGGCAUUGUGCACGCAAGAUGGAACUCCAGAAUCAUCGAGGCGCUGGUGCAAGGCGCAAAGGAGUCGCUCACCAAGGCCGGCGUGAGAGAAGAAAACAUUGUCGUGCAGACGGUGCCGGGCAGCUACGAGCUGCCAUUUGCUGUGCAGCGGUAUGCUUCUAUCCGAACUCAUUCCUAUGUUCUUUUUCCCCUCAUGUACGCCUCGUCCCAGAUCCAGUCCAGCGCUUCGGCAUCCGGCGGUGCACUUCUUGCGUCAGCCACCGACCUUCUCUCGUCAACGUCCAUGACAGACCUCACAAAAGCAGCAGAGCCGGCCAAACCUAAGUCGGGAUCGACCGCGUCCAAGGACGCUUUUGACGCCAUUAUCGCUAUCGGGUGCCUCAUCAAGGGCGAGACGAUGCACUUUGAAUACAUCGCUGACGCCGUCAGCCACGGACUGAUGCGCGUGCAACUGGAUGCUCAGGUGCCGGUCGUGUUCGGCUUGCUGACGGUGCUGACCGAGGAGCAAGGGCUAGCGAGGGCGGGCAUCGGGGGCGAGAAGGCGCAUAAUCACGGUUUAGACUGGGGCAGCGCCGCGGUUGAGCUGGCGGUCAAGAGGAGAGGAUGGUCCAAGGGAGAGAUGAUCGAGUAGCCUUGCCGGCAAUGGAACGGAGUCCAACGGCCACGACAGGCCCUAAAUGUAGCUAUCGCGAGCUGCAGCAGCGCAUGUAUAUGGGCGCGAGCAUGGCCAGCAGCGUAUACGUCUUGUUGCACGACCCUGCCUCUACCGUCAUCUUCUCCAGUACUACAUGCAGUACAGAGCACUGGGCAUUCCGGUUGUCAGCAGCACAGAAGUGGGGAAUGAGCUCCUGCAGCGCAAUAGCAAUACAGUAGUAGGCUUAGCACGAUGCAGCGCGAUCCUUGACGUCAGUUUACAGCCGUGCGUUGUCGUUGUUGUUAUCCUUGUCCCACUGUGAGGAUCUGCAUUGUGGCACCAGCGGCGACGGCUGGGGCAUUCAAGAACGUGCACGUGCACGUACACACC